Molecule: messenger RNA, 2494 nt
Organism: Lolium rigidum
Lineage: Eukaryota; Viridiplantae; Streptophyta; Magnoliopsida; Poales; Poaceae
Product: pentatricopeptide repeat-containing protein At1g25360-like
Exons: 1
Coding region: 1-2421 (806 amino acids)
Biological process (GO): RNA modification
Molecular function (GO): zinc ion binding; RNA binding; protein binding
Source: RefSeq, a predicted model, not a curated record
AUGCUGCCUCGGCCGCCGCCGCCGCCUCCAGCCGUCGCCUCCCUCCCCUACCAAUGCUCCGUCCUCCUCCGCAACCUCGCCGCGCGCCACUCCCCUGUCCCGACGGCCCCCUCCUCCUUCCUUCGCGCCCUCCGCUGCCUGCACGCUCGCCUGCUCACCGCCGCACUCCUCCACAACCCGUCCCACCCCCACCUCACCCUCCGCCUCCUCCACCUCUACACCAUCUCCCCGGACCUCGCCACCCCCGCCAUCCUCUUCCGCUCCGAACCCGGCCCCAUCGCCGCGACGUCUCUCGUCUCCGCCUACGCCAUCGCCGGCCGCCUCCCCGAUGCCGUCUCCUUCUUCGACUCGGUCCCGCUCGCGCGCCGAGACACCGUGCUCCACAACGCCAUGAUCUCCGCCUUCGCCCGCGCCUCCCUCGCCGCGCCCGCCAUCUCCGUCUUCCGCUCCCUGCUCGCCUCUGACUCCCGCCGUCCCGACGACUACUCCUACACCGGGCUCCUCAGCGCCGCCGGCCAGAUGCACAACCUCGCGGCAUCGCACUGCACGCAGCUGCACGGCUCCGUCCUCAGAGUGGGCACCGGGGCAGUCCUAUCCGUGUCCAACGCGCUCAUUGCUCUGUACAUGAAAUGCGAUGCGCCUGAGGUGGCCGGGGACGCGCGGAAGGUGCUUGACGAAAUGCCGGCUAAAGACGUGCUCACGUGGACCACUAUACUCGUGGGCUAUGUCAGGAAAGGCGAUGUCCAUGCUGCUAGAUCAGCGUUUGAAGAGGUUGAUGGCGAGUUCGAUGUCUUGUGGAAUGCGAUGAUUUCAGGGUAUGUCCAAUCGGGAAUGCAUGCGGAAGCGUUUGAGCUCUUCAGGAAGAUGGUGUCGAAACGGAUACCGCCUGACGAGUUCACGUUUACUAGCGUCCUGAGUGCCUGUGCAAAUGGCGGCUUCUUUCCGCACGGGAGAUCUGUCCACGGGCAGUUCAUUCGGUUGCAGCCAGAUUUUGCUCCUGAGGCAGCGUUGCCUGUUAACAAUGCGUUGGUCACCUUAUACUCAAAGUCCGGGAAGAUUUAUGUUGCUGCAAAGAUAUUUGACAGUAUGAGUUUUAAGGAUGUAGUUUCUUGGAACACCAUUUUGUCAGGGUAUAUUGAGUGCGGUUGCUUGGACAUUGCAGCUAGGGUAUUUAAGGAGAUGCCGUAUAAAAGUGAGUUGUCGUGGAUGGUGAUGGUAUCAGGAUAUGUUCAUGGAGGGCUUGCAGAAGAUGCUCUGAAGCUGUUUAACCAGAUGAGGUCUGAGGAUGUCAAGCCAUGUGAUUACACUUACGCUGGUGCGGUAGCUGCAUGUGGUGAACUUGGGGCGCUGAAGCAUGGAAAGCAGCUCCACGCACAUAUUGUGCAGUGUGGUUUCGAAGCAAGCAAUUCUGCGGGAAACGCACUGCUGACCAUGUAUGCUAGAUGCGGCGCUGUGAAAGAUGCUCGUCUUGUGUUCCUUGUGAUGCCCAAUGUUGACUCUGUCUCGUGGAAUGCCAUGAUCUCAGCCCUUGGGCAGCAUGGAUACGGUACAGAGGCACUUGAACUAUUUGACAAGAUGGUUGCUAGAGGCAUACAUCCUGAUUGGAUUUCAUUCCUCACAAUUUUGACCGCCUGCAAUCAUGCUGGCUUAGUAGAAGAAGGCUUUCAAUAUUUUGAGUCCAUGAAAAGAGACUUUGGCAUUAGCCCUGGAGAAGAUCACUAUGCCCGGCUGAUAGAUUUGCUUGGCCGGGCUGGAAGAAUUGGAGAAGCGAGGGAUUUGAUCAAGACAAUGCCUUUUGAGCCUACCCCAGCCAUUUGGGAGGCUAUUCUCUCUGGCUGUCGGACUAGUGGAGAUAUGGAUCUUGGUGCGUAUGCGGCAGAUCAGCUCUAUGAGAUGAUACCACAGCAUGAUGGCACAUACAUACUACUGUCCAACACAUAUUCAGCUGCUGGACGCUGGGUUGAUGCUGCGAGAGUAAGGAAGCUAAUGCGUGAUCGUGGGGUGAAGAAGGAGCCUGGGUGCAGCUGGAUAGAAGUUGGAAACAAAGUCCACGUGUUUCUUGUCGGUGAUACAAAACAUCCGGAAGCGCAUGAAGUCUACAAGUUCCUUGAAAUGGUUGGUGCUAAGAUGAGAAAGCUGGGAUAUGUCCCUGAUACAAAGUUUGUGCUGCAAGACAUGGCACCCCAUCAGAAGGAAUAUGCACUAUCCGCACACAGUGAGAAACUGGCAGUUAGUUUUGGACUUCUAAAAUUGCCUCUUGGAGCCACAGUUACAGUUCUUAAAAACUUGAAAAUAUGUGGUGAUUGUCAUACUGCAAUGAUGUUCAUGUCACUGGCAGUCGGACGGGAAAUUGUUGUAAGGGAUGUUAGGCGGUUUCAUCAUUUCAAGGAUGGAGAAUGUUCCUGUGGUAAUUAUUGGUGAAUAUAAUUUUUACUGUCAUGGCAGCUGACCUUCCAACAUAUGCCCUUCAGUCAAGGAUUCAAAAGCCAGUUAC